CCUGUCAGUCAUCCAGACCAGACCCGAGAACACGGAGAAAUGAGAUGAAGUUUCACCCCCUGAGAGCUGCAUGUUUGCUGCUUUUUCUGUCUUUCGUGUCGGUUUAUUGGAUCAUUUCAAGGGAUGAGCGUCCAGCGGGGCCAGACCUGCAGACCCUGUACAAGCGACUGCUGGUGGCAGAGGAGUUGGGGGGCCAGGUGAGCAAGGACCUCAGCAGCAUCCUGGACCAGCUGAUGAACACGUCCAAAGAUGCCAACGCCACCUUUCCCGUCAGCAACGCCACCGGCACAACCCCCGUCUCCAUGGGAGAGAGGCAGCCAAGAGGACACCAGGCACUCCUCCAGCCCAACAUUUACACCUACCUGCCCCACCUCAGGGAGCAUCCAGAAAGCUUUGCACCAAACGUGGUGCUGGGAAAGGGGCGCCGCGGAGUGUCCAUAGUUGUGGGCGUUCCUACGGUGAAGCGGGAGAAGCAGAGCUACCUGGUCAACACGCUCAGCUCGCUGCUCUUCAGCCCGACCGCUUCAGAGUGCCAGGAUCUCCUCAUCAUCGUCUUUGUUGCCGAGACGGAUUUAGACUAUGUGGGCAAAGUUGCAGAUACCAUCAAGAAGAAUUUUCCCAAGGACGUGGAGUCGGGGCUGCUGGAGGUGGUCUCCCCGUCGCAGUACUAUUAUCCCGACUUCAGCACCCUCACGGAGACCUUUGGAGACUCCAAGGACAGAGUCAAAUGGCGUACGAAGCAGAACCUGGACUUCAGCUUCCUCAUGCUCUACGCUCAGGACAAAGGAACCUAUUAUGUCCAGUUAGAAGAUGAUGUUAUUGCCAAGGAUGGCUACUAUCGCGACAUGAAGAGCUUUGCCCACCGCGAAGCUUCCAAGGAGUGGCUGUACGCGGAGUUCUCCCAGCUUGGAUUCAUAGGUAAAAUGUUUCGAACCCGUGACCUUCCCUUGGUCACAGAGUUCUUCCUGAUGUUCCAUAGAGACAAACCUAUCGACUGGUUGUUGGAUCACAUUCUGUGGGUCAAAGUCUGUAACCCUGAGAAAGACGCAAAAGACUGCGAUCGACAGAAGACGUUGCUCAAGCUGAGAUACAAGCCCUCGCUCUUCCAGCACGUGGGCCUGCACUCCUCCCUGCCCGGGAAGAUGCAGCACCUGAAGGACAAGUUCUUUGGGAACCAGAUCCUGUACCAGGCCCAUAACAACCCUCCUGCAGAGCUGAGCAGCAGCCUGAAACAUUACCAGCAGCACAGUCUGGACAGGCUGUACGCAGGAAAUGAUUUCUUCUGGGCUUUAACGCCCGUCCACGGAGACUACGUCCUCUUCAGCUUCCCACAGCCAAUCCACAUUUCUGGGUACCGCUUUCGGAGUGGAAACAUGGAGUCCAGCGGAGAUAAGUUCUACAACACCACCGUGGAGGUGCUGCCCAGCAAUGGAUCAGUGAAAGAUAAGUUGAUCCUCGACUCCUCUUCCUACAGAGAAUCAGAUAAGGGCUUCAUCAUCGUUGGAGCGUUCGAGAGCGGAGUGGCCGAGGGGGAAGUCGGGGCGGAGCUGCAGCCGAUCUCUGCUCUGAGGCUGGUGGUGCAGAGCGACUCCGACGUCUGGGCCCUGCUGAGCGAGGUCCACCUUCAGGUGUGAGGGGUCUGCACCGGCUCCCCCUGCUGGACAGAGAUGUUCCUGCAGGUGACGGGUGCGAGGGCCACCAGGAGCUCCUCACCCAGCUUUGACAUGGAAUAUAUUUUUCUGGAGUAAAUAAAUGAAACCCAUUCACCACAGACUGUUGCAGCUGUUUUAAUUUGAUCCGCUCAGCUUUUUCCUGACCGACGCACAUCAGCAGCGUCUCAGCUGACGCCAGGCUUCUGGUCGGGGGUUCAGAUUAGUCAUCUUCAUUAUAAACAAACAGAUCAGUUAAAAUAAUUAACUUUGUAUUUCAUCUUUCUAUGGCAUGUUACUGGAUCUUAGGAGUUCCUCCACAGAUAAACUCAGAGCAGCGUGGGAGAAGGACUUAGGGCUCCCCCUAGUGGAGGAGACCUGGACGUCCAUAUAGUUCAUGAGCCAGAGCCCAUAAUGUCACUGGUCAGCACCACUCAAGGUGACAAAACUUACUUAUGAUAGAUGAUAUUCUGGUAUGAGAACCUUCCUGAGUGGCAGCUGGAUCAUAGUUAUCAGCUCAUGAAGUUCAGAAAAUUACAUUUUAGAUGCUGCUGCAUAUCCUGGUUUAGACUCAUGUACAGGAAAUCUGUCAAUGUUUCACUAUAUUGUC
Molecule: messenger RNA, 2259 nt
Organism: Cololabis saira (Pacific saury)
Lineage: Eukaryota; Metazoa; Chordata; Actinopteri; Beloniformes; Belonidae
Product: alpha-1,3-mannosyl-glycoprotein 4-beta-N-acetylglucosaminyltransferase B-like
Exons: 15
Coding region: 45-1634 (529 amino acids)
Biological process (GO): protein N-linked glycosylation
Cellular component (GO): endoplasmic reticulum-Golgi intermediate compartment; Golgi stack; endoplasmic reticulum
Molecular function (GO): acetylglucosaminyltransferase activity
Source: RefSeq, a predicted model, not a curated record